Dicrocoelium dendriticum is the source of this 2050-nucleotide messenger RNA. The record is from the annotation of a GenBank genome assembly. Lineage: Eukaryota; Metazoa; Platyhelminthes; Trematoda; Plagiorchiida; Dicrocoeliidae.
AUGAUUCGCUUGAACAUACCUAGCCCAUACCGGCUUGCUUCUGUGAAUUAUGACUUUUCACCUCAGCAUGUGCCCUCUGUUUAUGUACCAACAAAGGUCUUCGAUAUCAGGCAAUGUCAUGAACAGAUGAAAUUGCUGGCUCACUCCGCUCAGCUAGCUGCGGAACAUCAGGCGGCUGUCGUGGUUGGUUCCUUGCCCUCGCCUACAGCAGGAGCAUCACAAAUCCCCCCACAACUGUUAUCACAACUUCCACCCGGGCCUUCCCAACCAAACGUGUUGCAGGCCAGCCAGGGUGCUAUCAACGCUGGUGCCAUGCCACCGUUGGCUACUGCAGACGUCGGGGUGGACGACCUGCGUCGUCUAUGCAUGUUGCGGUUGAGUUUCGUCAAGGGGUGGGGUCCGGAUUACCCCAGACGAAGCAUCAAGGAAACCCCAUGUUGGAUCGAAAUCCAGCUCCAUCGCCCGCUCCAGUUGUUGGACGAAGUUCUCCAGAGUAUGCCUUUGAAUAGCGAUCGAAAGCCCACGCGCCAUUUCUUCCCUUACUUCUCACAGCCUGCUAGCUGUAUCCCUUCCCGACCUCCACCACCUCCGCAGGCGACCACUAGACGCACUUAAUCACCUGACCCUUCGCCACAUAAUGAACUUGUGGUUCACAUGCACGAGUAUGUCACGUUUGCUUACGAACUACAGACUGCCAAUUCUCAGCGAACUUAUUUAUUUAUCUUGUUUUUAACCCGGUUAGCCUUCAGUGGUCUUAUUCCCCUUCCCUGUAAUCUCUAUCGCCCUUCUUUUCACAGUACGUCGAGGUUUUCACUAUGAAGAUUGCUUUGUGCACCCACCCACUUUCCUAAAUAUUUAUGUAGUUGUGUGUCGUACCGUGACUCACUAUCAGGCUUUGUCAUGUUACACUUCAGGGAUGUCACGCGCACUCGCGGUGACUGUCUUCAGGAAUUUUAUUUCCCCUCUGCACUGCUUUUGUUUUGCCACGCUCCCACCUUCGUUUCGUUUACGCAUCGGAUGAGGCUCCGUUCCGAUCAGUCUUUCCCUUUUUAUCUACCUUUUAAUAAUAUUGUUAUUAUUACCAUUAUUAAUACCGCCGUUCUGACUGUCGUAAUUGUCCCACCACCAUCCAGGUACAUCCUCGUUUCCUAUUUUCCAACCCAUACAGCUGCUCGUUGAUUUCCUGAUCAUUCUAAGACUGUCUCCAUCGUUCCAUAGGUCUCGUCCCCGAUUCUAUGAGUUUUGGCUGUUUCUUCAGCCAUUCAUCAGCGCCGCCCCUACGGCAUCCUGUCUAUUUGCCCACUUUUUAAACAUAAUUUCUGAACACCUCUUAACUACUUGUAUUUUUACUGCUCUACUCCUCAGUGCUUUUCUGUGCUUUGCGAAUUGUGCUCUUCCGGGUUGUCUGACUUUUAUUGUAUCAUUCAUCACUUUACUUUUUAAACCACUUUUGCUUUCCUACUUCCUAUUACCCCAGUCAAAAAUCAGAAGAUUGUUUCUCUUCCGCUUUGUAUAUUUGCUCAUAACUCGCCCUCGUCAUUCUUAGUAUUCUCUUUGUGUAGUACUUCAUUGCAUGUAGCCGUUUUCACUACGUAUUCUAUCCGUUUAAUCCUCCCUCCUAACCAUUUUCCUCUCCAAAAGCCAUUGCCAUACCAUUGGUGUACCCCGAACUCAAUGUUGACUUUAUCUUGCGUCACCUUAUUUAGGCUGAUAUACGGCGAACUCACUUUCAGUUCGCUGCAAGCAGUCAUGCACAUAGUCGUUUUCGUCACUGUCUCCCAAACGGAUAUUCGUCUUCGUCACAACCUACGAUGAUCUUUGUUGUUGCAGAAAACCUCCAUAUGCAGCACUGAAUGGAUGAAUCGCCUCACAAGUACGGCCCAUCCACCAAGCAACUCCUAUUUGUCACAAUGCUCAUGACCAUGAUGCCCGAUGUACGCCUUGUUCUGACGCGAUUCGCGAUCCAGUUGUCAUGAACUACUACCUAAUGUAGGCUGUUUAGUGGCCGAACCUCAUUUUUGGAUUUCAUGACUGACAACUGUUUUUUGGA